Molecule: messenger RNA, 1285 nt
Organism: Camelina sativa (false flax)
Lineage: Eukaryota; Viridiplantae; Streptophyta; Magnoliopsida; Brassicales; Brassicaceae
Product: large ribosomal subunit protein uL10x
Biological process (GO): ribosomal large subunit assembly; cytoplasmic translation; ribosome biogenesis
Cellular component (GO): cytosolic large ribosomal subunit
Molecular function (GO): structural constituent of ribosome; large ribosomal subunit rRNA binding
Source: RefSeq, a predicted model, not a curated record
AAGCAAUUACAAACCGUUAGAUUUUCGGAUCGCCGCGAAAACCCUAGCUUCCUUCAUCCGCAGCCUCUUAACACUCUCCGAACCAGAGGAGAGGACAUUUUGAGUUUUUUGAGCAAGCAACAAUGGUGAAGGCAACGAAAGCAGAGAAGAAGAUCGCUUACGACGCAAAGCUAUGUCAGCUUAUCGACGAGUACACUCAGAUCCUAGUCGUUGCCGCCGACAACGUGGGAUCGACUCAGCUUCAGAACAUCAGGAAAGGUCUUCGUGGAGACUCAGUGGUUCUCAUGGGGAAGAACACUAUGAUGAAGCGUUCCGUUAGGAUCCAUUCCGAGAACACUGGAAACACUGCCGUUUUGAAUCUGCUUCCCCUCCUUCAGGGGAAUGUUGGUUUAAUCUUCACCAAGGGUGACCUUAAGGAAGUGAGCGAGGAGGUUGCCAAAUACAAGGUUGGUGCUCCAGCUCGUGUUGGUUUGGUUGCUCCAAUUGAUGUGGUUGUUCAACCUGGUAACACUGGUCUCGACCCAUCUCAGACAUCUUUCUUCCAGGUGCUUAACAUCCCAACUAAGAUUAACAAGGGUACUGUCGAAAUCAUCACCCCUGUGGAGCUUAUCAAGCAAGGUGACAAGGUCGGGUCUUCUGAGGCUGCCCUUCUAGCCAAGCUCGGGAUUAGACCUUUCUCAUAUGGUCUUGUUGUUCAGUCGGUUUAUGACAAUGGAUCAGUCUUUAGCCCUGAGGUUCUUGAUCUUACAGAAGAUCAACUUGUGGAGAAGUUUGCUUCUGGUAUCUCCAUGGUCACUUCCUUGGCUCUAGCUGUUUCUUACCCUACUCUUGCUGCUGCGCCACACAUGUUCAUCAAUGCCUACAAGAAUGUUUUGGCUAUUGCUGUUGCCACUGACUACACUUUCCCUCAAGCAGAGAAGGUCAAGGAAUUCUUGAAGGAUCCUAGCAAGUUUGUUGUUGCUGCAGCGGCAGUGUCUGCGGAUGCAGGCGGUGGUGGUGCUGCACAAUCUGGAGGUGCUGCUAAGGUAGAGGAGAAGAAAGAAGAGUCAGACGAAGAAGACUAUGACGGUGGUUUCGGUUUGUUCGACGAAGAGUAGGAUUUGCCUUUUUGUCGUGGCUUAUACGUGGUGCUUAAUGUUGAUCUCAGUUUUGUUUGGUUUAAAACCAGUUCAGAUUUUAUUGUAUUGUCCUUUUUUGGAAAGACUUCAUUUACCAACGUCAAAAGAUAUGUUCGGUAGAAAAGAAAUGUUAUGUUUUUUCCUUAUAUAAGCAAACACAAACACAA